CCCUCCUUUCCUUCCUCUGUUUAUUUCUUUUCUUUUCUACCUCCCCUCCUCUCUCUCUCUCCUCCCUCCCUCUCUCUUUCUCGCUCCUCCUGUUUGGCAGCACAUUUGAAAUUGGAUACCUGCCCCCCCUCUCUUUUCCUCUCUCACAUCUCCUCCACACACUCUGUGUGUGUGCGCGCGUGUGUCUCAGCUCUCUGCUCGCUCUCCUCCACACCCCACUGGUGUCACUGGGAGUAGGAGAGUGGGAUUGACUGGCCGUGUGACGGACAGACGGACGGACAGGCGUGAGGCUGGCCACCCCUGUAGUCCGAGGGCAGGUUCGAGAGGGAUGGAGGGAGAUAAAGAGGGGAAGGAGAGAGAGGGGGAGGAGAAGGAGUGUGAUGAAGCUGAGCUGAGCUCUGAUCGGGCAGAAUCCAGGACAGCCCCCUCCCACUCCCCCCUGGGGUCCUCGCUGGAGGACCUGGCCAUGCCCAUCAUGCACUGGGAGGCACUGGGGCGCCACAUCGAAGAGCUGGAGAGACAAGAGGAGCAGAGAGAGAGAGAGAGGGGAAGGAGAAGAGAAGAGAAGAGAGAGGGGGAGGAGAGAGAGAAGGGGAGGAGAGGACCACAGCCUGGAGAGAUGAGAAGGGAGCCCGCCAGAUUGACUCACCGACAGAGUGUGAAAGCGCAGUGUGAGGAGGAGGAGGAGGAGGGAGGAGAUGAAGAGAUCACCAGACAUGUGAGCGAACUCACAUCCCGGCUCCAGAGUCGGAUGAACCUGCAGCUUUGCUUCAUCAACAACAGUGAGAGUGAGGAGGAGGAGGAGGAGGAGGAGGAGGAGAGGAGAGGGAAGGAGAGAGGGAGGGAGAAUCCUGCAGGCUGCACUGGUGGGCGUGUCCCUGCGCUGGAAGCCCCACCCCUUGCUCCGGUUGCCAGGGGCAACCUUGUGGAGAGACAGAGAGAGGUGGAGACAGAAGCCCGGAGGGCGCUGGCAAGGGUGAGAGAGAGACUGGAGAAGAGGAGCCAGAACCAGUCCUGCGAGGGUCUGGCGCACACUCCAGACGGCAGGAGGCUGCAGAGUGCUGACCUGCACACACUGACCAUCAAACAGCUGGACACUCUGAGGAAAAGACUGAGCCAGGCUGUGCAGGAUCUGAGCUCGGAGCUGGUUGGUUCGCUGCUGUCACGUGACCAGCUCCAGACGGAGCAGGAUGCCAUCUUACUGGAGGUGGAGGACCUGACCGCGUUUGCUGAGAACGAACAAACUCGCCAGCACAGGAGGGCUCUGAGAUGACCAGUGGCACACUGCGUCCUGAUCAGGAGGGAUGCAAUGUGUGUGUGUGUGUGUGUGUGUGUGUGUGUGUGUGUGUGUGUGUGUGUCAGUGUGUGUGUGUGUGUGUGUGUGUGUGUGUGCGUGUGUGUGUGUGAAGGUCUGGUUCUGUGUUAUUUUUCGUUCCUAUCCAGUGUUCAGUAUUUCCGGAUCUCAUUACGAGUUCUUUCUCUCUGCAGCAUUCCAAACAGAAACUACUCCCUGGAUUCAAACUGUGUGCAUUCAAACUGUAUCCAUUCAAAGUGUAUCCAUUCAAACUGUGUCCAUUCAAACUGAAUCCAUUCAAACUGUAUCUACCCGGCUUUGUAAUACAUUUGUAAAAACAAAAUACAAGAAAUAUGUUUUCAAAGAAAUUAAA
This is a messenger RNA of Acipenser ruthenus (sterlet), 1667 nucleotides long. Its product is annotated as schwannomin-interacting protein 1. Lineage: Eukaryota; Metazoa; Chordata; Actinopteri; Acipenseriformes; Acipenseridae. The record is from RefSeq and is a predicted model, not a curated record. Gene Ontology annotation, cellular component: plasma membrane; cell junction. The coding region runs from base 329 to 1273 and encodes 314 amino acids. Gene Ontology annotation, biological process: positive regulation of hippo signaling. The transcript has 8 exons.